Molecule: messenger RNA, 2049 nt
Organism: Ectocarpus sp. CCAP 1310/34
Lineage: Eukaryota; Phaeophyceae; Ectocarpales; Ectocarpaceae
Source: the annotation of a GenBank genome assembly
GUGCGCGACGGAGGAGGCCGUCCUAGCGCAAGUGGUGGAGCAUGAGACCGACGUGGACUCCGUGGAAGACCAGGCGUGUUGUGCCGUGGCAGUCCCCCCAGGCGAGUGUGGUACCGUUGGUGAAGUAGGUCUAGUGGGGGUUGUGGAAUAAGGCCAGGCGGUGUACGUUGCCGACACAGCGGCCACGUGCUCCAUGUUCCGAUGUGCAGACAACUUCGUGAACUACCGUGAGCGUAGCGGUUGGGUGAAGGGGAUCGGAGGCGACAAGACCCCCGUUCCGCUUCUAGGAUACGGAGAUGUGAACUUAGUUCUACAGACGGAAGAUGGUGGAGUACCCCUACCAGUACUGAAUGCUGCCCAUGUGCCAGAGGCCCCCUACAACCUCCUCUCGCUGUCUUCGUUGGCGGAGGAGGGCCACACGUAUUCGGGGAUGAAGGGGGGCCUUACGCUGACCACGAAAGCCGGGGGGGAGGUGUGGUUCCCCCGGACUGGAAAGCUGCUGACCCAACGAGGCUAUCAAAUAAAGCCAACGCUACACACCGCCUGUGCCGCACUCAUUGUUCCUGGCGAUGCGAAAGCAGCCAACCCCACUGACCUCAACGAGUACCACCUCGCGCACGGCCAUGCCCACGAGACAUUGCUCAGGAUCACGGCGGAGCAGCAGGGAGUGCAGCUGACGGAUGGACCGCUGCUACCCUGUCUUGGCUGUUCGAUGUCCAAGGGAAAGGUGAAACCCGUCCAGAAGAGCACGAGCACACGCGCACUGCUACCUCUCGCAGAUGACGAGGAGGGCGGGGAGGGCGAGAGUAGAGCGGAUGCAUCAUGCCAAGGUUGGAGGGGGGAGAGAGACUCAGAGAGUGAGUCCAUCCUCGACGUGAUGGAGGCUCGUGGGCCAGGGCAAGCGACGCCGUUUGUGCGCGAGGAGGCGCCGACGGCACCCGGCAACGGGAUUCCGGGGGACGGAGGCAGCGUUCCCCCGUCGCCCCCUUCGGGAAGGGGCGACUUCGGCGGAGGCAGUGGCCGCCCCACCGACAGCAGCAGCAGCCCGAGCAACAGCCCGAGCAGCAGCAGCAGUGACGCCGGCGGUGCCGGCGGCCCGGGCGGCGAAGAGUCCGGCGACCCAGGUGGGACCGGCGGUAGCGAUGGUGAUCCCGGCGACUCCGAGAACCUCGAGGAGUUGAAGUAUGAUCCAGCCGACGACCGCUACCCCCGCGGGCUAGAAGGGAAGAAACUCCUCUGGGGCGCCUCGAACGCUGGCCCGCUGCGCCAUGGGCUUGAGAGUGGCCGCACGCGGUAUCAGACCCGGGAGAUGCAAGGUGCCGGGGAGAUGUCAGGGCCCGGAGAAACACCGGUCCCGAAAGAGGCAUUGCUGGCGACCAUCCUGGAAACUGGCGGGGCGGGGAUUGUUGAGGACUACAUCUGCAACUCGCUUGUGAAGGAGCAGUGGGACGAGGAGCAGACACGCCGUAUGGAGGAGAUGUACAGGCGCGAGAUGCAGGAGGUGUUGGGCCCGGAACAGCAGGCGUUCGGGGCCGAGGUCGACGCCAGCGGGUCUUCGCAACCACUCCCAGACCCACAGCUAAGUAUGACCUCUUCAAUCGGGCAGAAGCCGAGUGACGUGAAAGCAGUACCGAUGACGUACAAGGAUGUGAUGUGUUCCAAGUGUAAGGUUUUAUGGGAGGCGGCCAUGAAGAAGAGAUAGAUGGCCACGACAAGACUGGAACCUUUACCAAGGUCAAGGAGCUGCCCCAGGGGCGGAAAGCCAUAGGUUCAAAGUGGGUGUUCUCUUGGAAGACGAAUGAGAAGGGCCUGAUAGUCGACUUCAAGGCCCGUAUGGUUGCGCGGGGUUUCUCUCAAAUCCCCGGCAUCGACUUCCACCACUCAUCCUCAGCGUGCCCGUCUGUAGCGUCUAUCAAGACGGUGAUUGCCGUAGCCACUGAAAAGGGCGAAACUCGCUCACUGGGAUGUGAAGCAAGCGUACUCCCACGCUACGCUAAAAGAAGAAAUAUACCUCAGGUUCCCGGAAAGCUGUGGUAGCAUGUCCGGCAA